Molecule: messenger RNA, 3237 nt
Organism: Sphaeramia orbicularis (orbiculate cardinalfish)
Lineage: Eukaryota; Metazoa; Chordata; Actinopteri; Kurtiformes; Apogonidae
Gene: rps6ka5
Product: ribosomal protein S6 kinase, polypeptide 5
Exons: 17
Coding region: 235-2667 (810 amino acids)
Biological process (GO): protein phosphorylation; intracellular signal transduction
Molecular function (GO): ATP binding; magnesium ion binding; protein serine/threonine kinase activity
Source: RefSeq, a predicted model, not a curated record
AGUGGAGUGGUGUUGUGCUGGAGAAACAAGUGUUUCUUCUGGGUUGGCUUGCAUCUGGGUAUAGUAACAACAUUCUUCCUAUUUUUCUGUUAAGUUUGACGUGUGCCUCCCAUGCCGGUUGUUCUCUUGCUUCAUAACUACAAUCUUCCAUGUUAAUACUGCAGAUAAGGUUGCGAAAAGAACGUAACCUUGUCUGAAAAGCAUCUUUGAACAUAACUGGAACACGAAAGUACGAUGCCAUCCCCGAUGGAGGGAUCUUCCAGAGAAGGUGACCUGUUUACUGUGAAACAUGAGCUGAAAAAUGCGAACCUGACUGGCCAUGUCGAGAGGGUGGGCAUUGAAAACUUUGAGCUAUUAAAGGUGCUCGGUACAGGAGCAUACGGCAAGGUGUUUCUUGUGAGGAAAGUCAGCGGCCAUGAUGCAGGGAAGCUUUAUGCCAUGAAGGUUUUGAAGAAGGCCACGAUUGUACAAAAGGCGAAGACUGCCGAACACACACGGACAGAGCGACAAGUGCUGGAACACAUCCGUCAGUCUCCGUUCCUCGUCACACUCCACUAUGCCUUCCAGACGGAUACAAAGCUGCACCUCAUUCUCGAUUAUGUAAACGGUGGGGAGCUCUUCACACACUUGGUGCAGAGGGUGCGGUUUAAGGAGCAAGAAGUAGCCCUGUACAGCGGAGAGAUUGUGUUAGCACUAGAGCAUCUACACAAGCUCGGAAUUGUGUAUCGCGACCUGAAACUUGAGAAUAUUUUACUGGAUUCAUAUGGUCAUAUCGUCCUCACAGACUUUGGACUCAGUAAGGAAUUUGAUCAGGUAGAAAGGGCAUUCUCCGUGUGUGGAACGAUUGAAUACAUGGCUCCAGAAAUCGUGGAAGGUGGAGAGUCUGGACAUGACAAGGCCGUAGACUGGUGGAGCCUUGGAGUGCUGAUGUAUGAGCUUUUGACCGGCGGAUCUCCCUUCACUGUCGACGGAGACGAGAACUCGCACACAGACAUUGCCAAGAGGAUUUCCAAAAAAGAUCCUCCUUUUCCCAAAGACAUGGGAUCACUGGCCAAAGACCUCAUCCAGCGACUCCUCAUCAAAGAUCCAAAGAAGCGACUAGGCUCAGGUCCUAAUGGAGCAGAGAAUGUAAAGAAGCACCCAUUUUACCAGAAAAUUAACUGGGAGGACUUGGCAGCUAAAAAGGUGCCCGCCCCAUUCAAACCAGUAAUCCGGGAUGAGUUGGACGUCAGCAAUUUCGCAGAUGAGUUCACCGAGAUGGACCCCACCUACUCCCCUGCAGCUCUGCCUCAGAACUGUGAUCGCAUCUUCCAGGGCUACUCUUUCAUGGCCCCCUCCAUCCUGUUCAAAAGGAAUGUGGUGAUGGACGAUCCUGUCCAGCUGUGCGGGGGCUCGGAGAGGCCUGGCUCUGCUGCCGUGGCCCGCAGCGCCAUGAUGAAGGACUCCCCUUUCUACAUGAGUUAUGAGAUGGACCUGAAGGACAGCGCUCUGGGAGAGGGCAGCUUUUCCAUCUGCAGACGGUGCACACACAAGAAGACCGGACAGAAAUAUGCAGUCAAGAUCGUCAGCAAAAGAAUGGAGGCGCAGACUCAGCGGGAAAUAGCAGCCCUAAAGCUCUGCGAUGGGCACCCUAACAUUGUCAAGUUACAUGAAAUCUACCACGACCAGCUCCACACGUACCUGGUCCUGGAGCUGCUCGGUGGAGGGGAGCUGCUGGAGAGGAUCCGCAGAAAGCAACAUUUCAGCGAGACAGAGGCCAGCCGCAUCAUGCGCAAGCUGGUGUCUGCCGUCAGUCACAUGCACGACGUCGGGGUGGUGCACAGAGACCUUAAACCGGAGAACCUGCUCUUCACAGAUGAGAGUGAGAACUCUGAGAUAAAAAUCAUAGACUUUGGCUUUGCUCGCCUCAAACCACCAGACAAUCAGCUCCUGAAGACUCCCUGCUUCACCCUGCAGUACGCAGCGCCGGAGAUCCUCAAAUAUGAUGGCUACGAUGAGUCCUGUGACCUGUGGAGUUUGGGGGUCAUUCUGUACACCAUGCUAUCUGGCCAGGUGCCUUUUCAGUGUCAGGAAAAGAACCUGACCCACACCAGUGCAGAGGAAAUCAUGAAAAAAAUCAAACAGGGCGAUUUCUCCUUUGAAGGAGAGGCCUGGAGGAACGUAUCCCAGCAGGCCAAGGACCUUAUACAAGAGCUGCUGACGGUGGACCCAAACAAGAGGAUUAAGAUGUGUGGCCUUCGUUACAACGCCUGGCUCCAGGACGACAGCCAACUGUCCUCCAACCCACUCAUGACCCCAGACAUCCUGGGCUCCUCCACUGCCUCUGUCCACACCUGUGUCAAAGCCACCUUUAAUGCGUUUAAUAAAUGUAAGAGGGAAGGUUUCCGUCUGCAAACGGUGGACAAGGCUCCGCUGGCCAAAAGAAGGAAGAUGAAGAAGACCAGUACCAGCACGGAGACGCGCAGCAGUUCCAGCGAGAGCACCCACUCCUCCUCGUCCUCCUCCCAGUCUCAGGAGAAGACGUUUCAGGAGGGGGACGCCAACCCUCAGCCGUCCAACAGCACGCCCCUCACCACCCCCGUCAACACGCCCGUGGCCCUGGGUACAGACUCGGAGCACGGCCACCAGCCGCCGCCUCCGGCCUUUCACUUCUCAGAAGGACAGUGAGACGGCUCGGAUGAGGAGGAAGAGGAGAAGGAAAAGGACAAGGGGAGAGCCUGUCAGAAGUCCAAAGCAGAGGGUUUUUCAGACCGGUGUGCAGACAGAUGUCUUCUCUUCUUGUACUCUCAGUCCCUGGCGGCGCUCUCUGCCACCGCCUCAACAACAGUCACAUUGCAUGGACGUUCGCACGUCUCCAAAACCAAGCAUGCAUAGCAGGAGCGAACCGCCGUCACCUCCUCGGUCAGUCAGUCCAAUCCAAUCCAGUUAAUCAAUCAGUCAUCACUAGCAAUAGCCUCUUCUUUUCUUUCUCUCUCACUUUUCAAGGUAGACUGUAUCAUUCAGGGACUGAACCAGGAAGAAGUGGUCACUGGUGUCCAAAAGGGAAAAAAGGGCUGCCCUGUUGCCCCACGUCCAGACAGACAACGGAGAAACGUUUUCAGUCUCGUCCUAAAAUUGCAACGAGCAGUCUGUCUGUCUGUCCGUCUGCCCCAUUUACUGUUCGUGUCCUCUGGAAAGGGAACGUCGCAGUGUUUACAUCACGGUUGCUUUGUAUUUUUUGUCAUAAGGAAAGAGGGA